Messenger RNA from Anopheles stephensi (Asian malaria mosquito), 1765 nucleotides. It is a transcript of the gene Nthl1, whose product is annotated as endonuclease III-like protein 1. Gene Ontology annotation, biological process: nucleotide-excision repair; base-excision repair; base-excision repair, AP site formation. Gene Ontology annotation, molecular function: DNA binding; DNA-(apurinic or apyrimidinic site) endonuclease activity; oxidized pyrimidine nucleobase lesion DNA N-glycosylase activity. Lineage: Eukaryota; Metazoa; Arthropoda; Insecta; Diptera; Culicidae. The record is from RefSeq and is a predicted model, not a curated record. The transcript is spliced from 3 exons. The coding region runs from base 279 to 1619 and encodes 446 amino acids. Gene Ontology annotation, cellular component: nucleus.
UGCAACAAUUUUUCUUCUAAAUUUCCUCCAUCCAUUCCGUAGAUAUCCUGGUAUCACAAAAAAACAAACCGGUAUUUCGUUCCAAGAAUUCAAGCCUUGGUCGUUUGGCAGUCAGUUGACGUUCACGCCGAGUGUAGCAUCUUGGCCUUGGUGUGGGCAGCAGAGCGGGUUUUCCUCUCCGAACGUACUUUCUGCGAAACCACGAGGAUAACAAACAAAAGCCAGAUUGGCCUUUCAUAUCUGUCUCUCUGUAUUGUAUCGGGGACAUCUAUCGGUUGAUGCGAACUGUCUGCUUCGGGGUUAAUCGCAUACUGGUUAGAGCGAUGGAAACAAAAUCGCCCUAUUUUUCACCGAAGAAACCAAGAAAUUUCACCAAAAAGCAGGGCUUAAGCCUUCUACAGAAGGUUACCCAGCCUGAUAAACCGAUAGAAAGCAACGGUACCGAAACAAAAUGUGUUCCCAAUCCCAAGGUCAAAGCUGAAAGCAACACAAAUGUUGCGCCAGCCAACAAAAGAACCGGUAAAAAGCGUCUGUACAAUAUUCGGGCCGAUGGUGCUUCUGUUACGAAUGCAAUUAUCAAACAGGAACCGAACGUAGUCCCUCGAGUGCUUAAUGAAGCUUCGAGUUCUCUCAAGACGCCAGAAAAACAGCAGAUCGCUAAAGGGAAUACUGGCGUUCUCAAUAAUUUGGAAGCAGCUGUACCGGCGACUGAUGUAAAAAUCAAAGUUGAACCACCAGAGGAAGCGGAAAUAGUUUCACAGCCAAUUUGCGAACAAACGCCUACCAAGCAGGAACCGGUCGAUUAUUUGUCACCUGUUAAACGAGAAACUUCAGCCGUUGCCGAAGAUUCAACCGACAACGCAAAAGAGGCAAAAUGGGAGCCAAAAAAUUGGCGUGAAAUGAUGGAACAUAUUCGCGAAAUGCGUCGAAUGAAUCCGGCACCGGUAGAUACGAUGGGAUGUGAUCAGUUUACGCAGGGCGGCGAAACCGUACUGCCGGACCGUCUGAAACGCUACCAUUGCCUGGUGUCGCUAAUGUUGUCGAGCCAAACGAAGGAUCAGGCCAACCACGAGUGUAUGCUGCGCCUGAAGAAACAUGGUCUCACACCAGAAUCGAUUGUUGCCACCGAUAGUGCAGUACUGCAGCAGCUCAUCUACCCAGUCGGGUUUUACAAGAACAAGACCCGCUUCAUCAAGGAAGUGUCCCAAAUUCUAAUUGACCAGUACGGAGGAGACAUUCCGAACAGCAUCGAAGGUUUGCUGAAGCUGCCGGGAGUCGGCAAAAAGAUGGCCCAUCUUUGCAUGCGUUCCGCCUGGAACAUUGUUACCGGGAUUGGGGUUGACACGCACGUGCACCGCAUAGCCAACUGGUUGCAGUGGGUUCCGAAGGAAACGAAGAACCCGGAAGAAACGCGCCAAGCCUUGGAAAAAUGGUUGCCGUACGAGCUGUGGGAUGAGGUAAAUCAUCUGCUGGUUGGAUUCGGACAAACUAUCUGUACAUCGCGCUUUCCACGCUGUAACGAUUGUCUGAACGCUUCCAUAUGUCCGGCACGUGGCAAGCAACCGAUACGAAGCACACCGAUCAAGAAAGAGGUCAAGAUGGAAGAUUUAGAAUUUUAAGUCGGAGAUUGAUCGAAUCUCAUUUUUUCUUCAAUUUAAUUCAGUUAAAAACGUUUGUUUUUUUUUAUUUACCACCUUCCAGUACAAACAGAACCUAGUUCUUUCGUGUGUAAUUAAACAAAACCAGCAGGUUUUAUCGAACAGUA